UUAUUUAUUUUAUCCUAUCCUCCCUCAGCCAUUAUAAGGGUUAGAUUAGCAAAAGCCAUACAUUAUUCUCUCUUUCUCUCUCUCUCUUACUUUCUCUCUCUCUCUCUCCCAACUGAACUGAGUCUUCCAGAAGGGAUUCUCUUCCCUCUGAAUCUGACACAAUGCAAGGAGGAAUCCAGUCGAUCUUAUCUCAAGGCAACGUGGUGAAGAACUCGGUGCUACGCCACGUGCGCUUGGUGGUGCCUUCACCUCGCCAAUCUCUUAUGCUGAUCCGUCGAGAAUCAUCAACCCCGGCCGCGCACAUGGAAGAGCACGGCUUUGAAAGCACCACGAUUUCGGAUAUUUUGGCGUCCAAGGGGAAAAAUGCAGAUGGGUCGUGGCUUUGGUGCACGACUGAUGACACCGUCUAUGAAGCUGUCAAAUCGAUGACACAGCAUAAUGUCGGAGCUCUGGUGGUCGUCAAACCCGGGGAGCAAAAAUCUAUUGCCGGAAUCAUCACAGAAAGAGAUUACCUCCGGAAAAUAAUCGUGCAAGGAAGAUCAUCAAAGUCGACAAAAGUCGGGGACAUCAUGACCGAAGAGAACAAGCUUAUCACGGUGACACCGGAUACUCGGGUGCUUACGGCAAUGCAACUGAUGACGGAUAACCGCAUCAGGCACAUUCCCGUAAUCAACGAAAGUGGAAUGAUCGGCAUGGUGUCCAUAGGCGACGUAGUUCGCGCAGUUGUGAGCGAGCAUCGCGACGAGCUGAACCGCCUCAACGCAUUUAUACAGGGCGGGUACUAAGCUAUGGCCACAACGUGCCACCCGAGCCGAUUCUGUAAAUAUUUAAACUAAUGCAAACAUGCCGGCAAUGUUUCUAGCUAUCGACUCGACAAGAUCUGUAAUAAUAAGCACAUUAAAUGGUAACUCAAAUCCAACUCUACCGAUAUUAUUUGCCUGUCGAUCGGGCAAAUAUGAUUUAUGAA
Messenger RNA from Andrographis paniculata, 967 nucleotides. RefSeq names its product CBS domain-containing protein CBSX3, mitochondrial-like. NCBI's taxonomy places the organism in Eukaryota, Viridiplantae, Streptophyta, Magnoliopsida, Lamiales, Acanthaceae. The transcript has 6 exons. Bases 162 to 785 code for a protein of 207 amino acids. The record is from RefSeq and is a predicted model, not a curated record.